Tarenaya hassleriana is the source of this 963-nucleotide messenger RNA. Its product is annotated as RNA polymerase II C-terminal domain phosphatase-like 4. Gene Ontology annotation, molecular function: RNA polymerase II CTD heptapeptide repeat phosphatase activity. The record is from RefSeq and is a predicted model, not a curated record. Lineage: Eukaryota; Viridiplantae; Streptophyta; Magnoliopsida; Brassicales; Cleomaceae. Bases 14 to 877 code for a protein of 287 amino acids. The transcript has a single exon. Gene Ontology annotation, cellular component: nucleus.
UCUGAGAGAAAACAUGCCUGGAACUGACAUACAAGUCUCUUCCUCCAUCGAACUCAGGGAUGAAACAUGGAAGAUCGAUCUUAAGACUGAUUGCGAUCACUGGUUUGUCUGCGACGAAAUCUGUUGCCAAUGCAAAUCGGCGGUGAGCAAUUCCAAGGCUCGACCUUUCCGGUACUUGGCGAAAGGAUUACAGCUAACCCACGAAGCCGUGGGGUUCAUAAAGCGAAAGAGGUCGGAAAUCUAUCUAGCCAAGAAGAAGCUUCACCUGGUUCUUGACUUGGACCACACGCUUGUCCAGACAUGUGAAAUCUGGAAGCUUUCGAGAGCAUGGAAGCAUCUGAUCGAAGAAGCGGAUUCAAGGGACGACCUGUGGAGGAUCUAUCUCGAGGACUCCGGCGAGAUUUUGGUAAAGUUGCGUCCUUUCGUACGCGAGUUCCUGCGCGAAGCAAGCGAGCUGUUCUCCAUGAACGUUUACACGAUGGCGGGCCCCACGUACGCCGAGAGGGUGGUGAAGCUGCUCGAUCCGAGCGGAGACUACUUCGGGAGACGAAUCAUUACCAGAAGAGACAGCUGUAACAAAAGGAAGAGCCUUGAUCUUGUCCUGGCGGAAGAACGGCACGUGGUUAUCGUGGACGACAGGAGGGGGGUGUGGCCUGAUCACGGCAGAAACUUGAUAAAGAUCAAUGGCUACGAUUACUUCAAAGAGAGUGAAAGAUGCAGAAUGGGUAAGAGAGAGAUCGAGGAGAGAGAGAAGGAUGGUGCAUUGGCGAGUGUCCUCGAGAAACUGGUGAAACUUCACGGAGAUAUCUUCGACGACGCAAAGGAAGAGAAGCUCCGUUCAAGAGACGUCAGAUCUCAUUGGGCGGCCCAAAACUGAAUAUUAGUGGGGCCCAUUGAAAUGGGGGGCAAAGGGCCUUUAUUAAAAAGAGGAUAAUAUUGUUGGUCCAAAGAGAUUUUAACCAA